GGGCGGGGGCACUCCUGACUCAAAACUGAGUGUGGAACCAGCGCCGUUUCCUCCGGCCGGCCCCGCUCGCCGUGUGUGUCACACACCCAGACUCAUGAUUCAUCUCCUGGACGGCUCAAAACCUCCGGCUGCCCCAGAGCUGCUCUCCAUCGCUCACGGCGGGGCUGGUCCCAGCAUCCCACCCUCCCCUCCUUUCCCCACCACGCUCGGGGCUGGGAGAAGAAGAUGGGAAAACUCUGCCUGGCUGUGGGGAUCCUUGUGCUCUGCGCUGCUGGCGGCUGGGGGGGUAACAUCUGCACCACCCGCGGGGUGAACUCCUGCAAGCAGUGCCUGGCUGUGAGCCCCCUCUGCGCCUGGUGCUCCAAGGCGGUCUUUGCGCAAUCGUCCCCUCGCUGUGACCUGCUCGCCAACCUCCUGCAGAAUGGCUGUGAGAACAACUACAUCGAGUUCCCCACCAGCAGCGUAACCAUCCUGGAGAACAGACCCCUCAGUGACAAGGGCUCGGGGGGCUCCACCACCACCCAGAUGAGCCCCCAGAAAAUACAGCUGAAUCUGCGGCCUGAUGACUCCCAGAUCUUUCGCGUCCAAGUGCGUCAAGUAGAAGACUACCCCGUGGACAUCUACUACCUGAUGGACCUGUCCAACUCCAUGAAGGACGAUCUGAGGAACAUCCAGAACCUGGGCACGAAGCUGGCCAGUCAGAUGCGCAAGCUGACCAGCAACCUACGCAUCGGCUUUGGGGCCUUUGUGGACAAGCCCAUUUCCCCCUACAUGUAUAUCUCUCCUCCAGAAGCCAUCACGAACCCUUGCUACGAGAUCGCGGAAACCUGCCUGCCCAUGUUUGGCUACAAACAUGUCCUGUCACUCACAGACGAGGUGACUCGCUUCAACGAGGAGGUGCGGAAGCAGAGUGUCUCACGGAACCGUGACGCGCCCGAGGGCGGCUUCGAUGCCAUCAUCCAGGCCACCGUGUGCGAUAAGAUAAUCGGCUGGAGGAAUGAUGCUUCCCACCUCCUUGUCUUCACCACGGAUGCCAAGACCCACAUCGCGCUGGAUGGCAGGCUGGCCGGCAUCGUGCAGCCCAACGAUGCUCAGUGCCACAUCGACAAGGAUAAUUUCUACUCUGCCUCCACCACACUGGACUAUCCCUCUCUGGGUCUGAUGACUGAGAAACUCUCACAGAAGAACAUCAACUUGAUCUUUGCUGUGACGGAUACGGUUGUUGGCCUCUACCAGAAUUACAGUGAGCUGAUCCCAGGCACAACAGUGGGCACCUUAUCCAGAGACUCCAGCAACGUCCUGCAGCUCAUAGUGGACUCCUAUGGGAAAAUCCGCUCCAAGGUGGAGCUGGAGGUGCGUGACCUCCCUGAAGAGCUGUCCCUGGCCUUCAACGCCACCUGCCUCAACGACGAGGUCAUCCCCGGCCUCAAGUCUUGCAUGGGGCUCAAGAUCGGGGACACGGUCAGCUUCAGCAUCGAGGCCAAGGUACGGGGGUGCCCCCGGGAGCGACAGAAAUCCUUCACCAUCAAACCGGUGGGCUUCAAGGACAGCCUGACGGUGGUGGUCAACUUCAACUGCGACUGCUCCUGCGAGAGCCAAGCGGAGGCCAACAGCUCGUCCUGCAGCCGGGGCAACGGGACGCUGGAGUGCGGCGUGUGCCGCUGCAACCCCGGGCGCCUGGGCUCGCACUGCGAGUGCUCGGAGCAGGAGUACAACCCCUCGCAGCAGGACAACUGCAGCCCCCGCCGCGACCAGCCCCUCUGCAGCCAGCGUGGGGAGUGCAUCUGCGGGCAGUGCGUCUGCCACAGCAGCGACUUCGGGAAGGUGACGGGCAAGUACUGCGAGUGCGACGACUUCUCCUGCGUCCGCUUCAAGGGCCAGAUGUGCUCGGGCCACGGGAAGUGCAGCUGCGGGGACUGUCUGUGCGACUCGGACUGGACGGGUGACUACUGCAACUGCACCACGCGCACCGACACGUGCAUGUCCAGCAACGGGCUGGUCUGCAGCGGCCACGGCUCCUGCGUCUGCGGCAAGUGCGACUGCACCCAGCCCGGCUCCUACGGAGACACCUGCGAGAAGUGCCCCACGUGCCCGGACGCCUGCACCAUCAAAAAGGAGUGCGUGGAGUGCAAGAAGUUUGAGCGGGGGGCACUGGUGGAGCAGCAGACCUGCAGCCGCAUGUGCCGCGACGAGAUCGAGACGGUGCAGGAGCUGACUGACAGGGGCAAGGACGCCGUGAACUGCACCUACAAGGACGAGGACGACUGCGUGGUGCGGUUCCAGUACUACGAGGACUCCAGUGGCAAGUCCAUCCUCUACGUCAUCGAGGAGCCUGACUGCCCGAAGGGGCCAGACGUCCUGGUGGUCCUGCUCUCGGUGACGGGUGCCAUCCUGCUCAUCGGCCUGGCUGCCCUGCUCAUCUGGAAGCUCCUCAUCACCAUCCAUGACCGCCGAGAGUUUGCCCGCUUCGAGGAGGAGAAGGCCAGGGCCAAGUGGGACACGGGCAACAACCCUUUAUACAAAGAAGCCACGUCUACCUUCACCAACAUCACGUACCGCGGGAACAACUAAGGACGCCGCAUCCAGCGCUGGUGGUGGGACCAGCCGAAGAUCUGCGGGAUCUCCUGGAGUCCGGUUUACAGAAGAGCUUGUGUGUGUGUCUUGAGUGUGUGAGAGCGUGUCUGCGUGUAAUUUAACAAUCCCUCCGAGGCCCUCUUGUCCGUCACCCCACUGUAACUGCAGGGACGUGCUUUCCACAGCAAACCUCUCGUCCUUACCUCGGCGGGUCGCCUCGCAGGAGCCGGCGGCCCCUCCAUACACUGAAGGUGGAGAAACGGGACUAUCUCUGCCUGGAGAGUCUGUGAACUGUUAGGUGCUCAUCGGGCCAAGGGGAUUUCGGGAGCAGCUGCUCCAACCAAAGGCUGUGCUUUCCUCCCUGGCCCGUGCUGGUGAAGCUCUGCCCGCUCGGAGAGUCCCCUCGUGCACUGGACAGACACGGUCCCCCCGGGUGCAGGAGCCAUCUCCGGGGGGGACACGGGGCAGCUACGCUCACUGCCAGCCCGCAGGAGCCAUCCCAUGGCUUUGGGGGUUGAGGCUUCCACUCAAGCAACCCCCUUGCUUCUUGUAGCCACGUCUUUCUGUCACUGCACUGGCCUGGGGCAGUGAAAAGCAAACGCCCUGGCCUCCCUGUUGCCCUUCCUCCUUCCCUCCACCUGCAAUUUGCACCACUGGCCAACUCUACGUAGCAUCAGCUGUGCUGGUCCCAGCUGCAGCCUGGCUCAGCUCCGGGGAUGGUGCUGAGCUCCUGAUGUCCCCCUCCACCAUGGCUAUUGCCACAAAGCACACGGAUGCGGGGGCAGCAGCCUGGGGAGGGUCGUGAUGCUCGUUAUCCCUCGCGCCUGGCCAUCUAUCUCCCUUCCCUGUGCUUUUCGGGGCUGCGUAACCGCACCACGCUCUAUUUUCUGUGUAGCUCAGGGUUCCAGAAGAGCAGGCAGGGUUCAGGCCACAUCCUGCUGCCUGUGGUUUGGGUGGCUCUUGUGGGAAAACAAAAAAAAAUUGUCCCAGUAGCAGAGUUUGGCUGUAACGGUGCUGCUGCCCAGUCUGUGACCCAGCUAGAGCACGGUGGCUCUAUUCCCCUCAAUCACACCAAAAAAACAACAGAGACCUUGUGCCAGGCGUGAUGCUGGCCCCGGGGGUCCCAGCAGUGUGUGGGCUGGGCUGGUGGUGGCCAUGUGUCCCUCUUCCCUGGCUGGCCUGUCCCCAGCAGCCUGGGGAUGGCAGCGGGGCCGAUGCUGGGGUGGGAGCUGGGGCUGAGCCCCGGGGUGGGAGGUGGAUGGGCAGCAGCAGAGCGGCAGCAGUUCUCAC
This is a messenger RNA of Calidris pugnax (ruff), 3864 nucleotides long. RefSeq names its product integrin beta 3 (gene ITGB3). Gene Ontology annotation, cellular component: focal adhesion; cell surface; integrin complex. Gene Ontology annotation, molecular function: integrin binding; fibronectin binding; fibrinogen binding. The transcript has 15 exons. Lineage: Eukaryota; Metazoa; Chordata; Aves; Charadriiformes; Scolopacidae. The coding region runs from base 226 to 2571 and encodes 781 amino acids. Gene Ontology annotation, biological process: cell migration; cell-matrix adhesion; integrin-mediated signaling pathway. The record is from RefSeq and is a predicted model, not a curated record.